Molecule: messenger RNA, 1344 nt
Organism: Strongyloides ratti
Lineage: Eukaryota; Metazoa; Nematoda; Chromadorea; Rhabditida; Strongyloididae
Product: Tubulin beta-2A chain
Exons: 2
Coding region: 1-1344 (447 amino acids)
Biological process (GO): microtubule cytoskeleton organization; mitotic cell cycle
Cellular component (GO): cytoplasm; microtubule
Molecular function (GO): GTP binding; structural constituent of cytoskeleton; GTPase activity
Source: RefSeq, a predicted model, not a curated record
AUGAGAGAAAUUGUUCACGUCCAAACCGGCCAAUGCGGUAACCAAAUCGGAGCUAAAUUCUGGGAAGUUAUCUCAGAAGAACACGGUAUUCAAACUGAUGGAUCAUUUAAUGGAGAAAAUUCUGAUAAAUGCCUCGACAGAAUAGACGUUUAUUACAAUGAAGCAAAUGGUGGAAAAUAUGUUCCACGUGCCGUUAUGGUUGACUUGGAGCCAGGAACAAUGGAUUCUAUUCGCUGUUCAACAUAUGGACAACUUUUUAGACCAGACAACUUUGUUUUUGGACAAUCUGGAGCUGGAAACAAUUGGGCCAAGGGUCACUACACCGAAGGUGCUGAAUUAGUAGAAAAUGUUAUGGAUGUUGUCAGAAAAGAAGCUGAAGGAUGUGAUUGCCUUCAAGGAUUCCAACUUACACACUCUCUUGGAGGUGGUACUGGAUCUGGUAUGGGAACACUUCUUAUUUCCAAGAUUCGUGAAGAAUACCCAGACAGAAUUAUGUCAUCUUUCUCUGUCUUCCCAUCACCAAAAGUUUCUGAUACAGUUGUUGAGCCAUACAAUGCUACUUUGUCUGUUCAUCAAUUGGUUGAAAAUACUGAUGAAACAUUCUGCAUUGACAAUGAAGCUUUAUAUGAUAUUUGCUUUAGAACUCUCAAGCUCAAAUCACCAACUUAUGGAGAUCUCAAUCAUCUUGUAUCAAUGACAAUGUCUGGAGUAACCACGUGUCUUCGUUUCCCAGGACAAUUAAAUGCUGAUCUUAGAAAGCUUGCUGUUAACAUGGUACCUUUCCCACGUCUUCACUUCUUCAUGCCAGGAUUUGCUCCUCUUGCUGCCUGUGGUGUUUCUGCUUACAACGCUCUUACAGUUCCAGAACUUACUCAACAAAUGUUUGACGCUAAAAAUAUGAUGGCUGCUUGUGAUCCAAGACAUGGAAGAUAUCUUACUGUUGCUGCUAUUUUCAGAGGACAAAUGUCUAUGAGAGAAGUUGACGAACAAAUGAUGUCUAUUCAACAAAAGAAUGCUCCAUACUUCGUUGAGUGGAUUCCAAAUAAUGUUAAAACUGCCGUUUGUGACAUUCCACCAAAAGGUCUUAAAAUGUCGGCUACCUUCAUUGGAAACACUACAGCUAUUCAGGAAUGUUUCAAGCGUAUUUCUGAACAAUUUACUGCUAUGUUCAGAAGAAAAGCUUUCAUACAUUGGUACACUGGUGAAGGUAUGGAUGAGAUGGAAUUCACUGAAGCUGAAUCUAACAUGAAUGAUCUUGUUGCUGAGUAUCAACAAUACCAAGAAGCUACUGCUGAUGAUUAUGAUGAUACUGAGUACGAAGGAGAAGUUGCCGAGGAGGAAUAG